Miscanthus lutarioriparius is the source of this 333-nucleotide messenger RNA. Lineage: Eukaryota; Viridiplantae; Streptophyta; Magnoliopsida; Poales; Poaceae. The record is from the annotation of a GenBank genome assembly.
AUGCUCGGCGGCGGGCAGCCGCUGCCAGAGACGAGGCAGGGGUUCAUGGAGCGGGUCAGGGACCUCCUCGGCGGCCGGGUGUUCGACGCCAAGUUCAUGGCGGAGAACUGCGGUCGAGCGGACCUGCGCGGCGUCGGCCUCAGAAGCGUCUCCGCCAACCUCGGCGUGCCGAAGCCCGCCAAUCUCGGCGCACCGAGCCCCGGCGCGGACCUGCCGUGGCUCGCCGGCACGAAGAGCCUCGUCGCCUACCGCAUACAUACGAUCCUUAGAUUGCACGUCCUCUCCCAGGACGCUGCCGCUGGCUUCGAGGGAGUAAUCGACGGACUACAGUGA